ACAUUGGCGAGUGCAGAGUGCGAAGUGCGAAGUGCAGAGAGCAGCGCUGUCAGAAGCGGUUGGGAAUUACAACAAGUCCAAACAAAAAGGAGGAAAAUAAUAAAAGUGAAAUAUGCAAAUAAAAGCACGAGGAGCCAAGGAGCUGCUCCAGGAGUGAAAGUGGAGACGGAAGCCCAUAUAAAAGCGGCCACCUGAGCUGCCCGAGCAACCCCCACACACACACACACGCACACACACUCACGCACACACACACGCAUAGCCACCCCCAAUUUGUUCUAUAUGAUUAUCGUGUUAUUGCUGCUGUUCCAAUCGCUGUGCCUCUACUGCCAACGCCUGGUGCUGCACGUCCACGACAGAUGCUUUCCGCGCAACGCCCGCUUGCUGCAGGAGUCCGCCGAAACGGUCGGCGAUCGUAAGGCGCUGCAGCAUCUGGAGCACCUGCAGCUGGAGCAGAGCCGACGCCGCCAGAAGCGUCGCCACUUGGAGCCCAUCCUGCCGCUGGGCGCCGGGCUCAAUCUGGAAGCGUGCCGCUUCUGUGCGCACAGUCCGCAGGGCUAUUGUCGGCAUCAUUUCCAUUUGCAGCUGCAUACACAGCGGCGCGACGGCGGCGGCGCCGGCGGCGUUGGCAGCGGCGGUGACCAGGACUACAAGCAGCUGCGCAGGAUCAGGCGCGAACUGAAGCGAAGUCUCGAGCCAAGAAGCAGCCAUCAUCGCAUCAUCAAUUAUCUACCAUACAGUCGCAGCACGAGUUCGCUGAGCAGCGGCUACGGCUCACUGGCAGCCUCGCAGGAGGAGCAUCUGGAGGAGGAGACGUGCAGCUAUCUGGAGGAACAGGAGGAGGUGGAGACGUGCAGCUAUCUGGAGGAGCAGGAGGAGGAAACGUGCAGCUAUCUGGAGGAGCAGGAGGAGGAGACGUACAGCAACAGCAGCAGCUAUCUGCCGGAGUUGCAGGAGGAAGUGCAGCAGGAAGUUCAGCAAGAGCAACUUUUGAUAACCAGCCAUCUGUAGAGCAGCAGCAGAAGAAGAACUGUAGAUUCUAUCAGGAGGAGGCGCAACGAGGAGGAGAAGACGUAUAGCAGCAUCAGCU
Molecule: messenger RNA, 1087 nt
Organism: Drosophila montana
Lineage: Eukaryota; Metazoa; Arthropoda; Insecta; Diptera; Drosophilidae
Exons: 1
Coding region: 280-1008 (242 amino acids)
Source: RefSeq, a predicted model, not a curated record